This is a messenger RNA of Oldenlandia corymbosa var. corymbosa, 2290 nucleotides long. The record is from the annotation of a GenBank genome assembly. NCBI's taxonomy places the organism in Eukaryota, Viridiplantae, Streptophyta, Magnoliopsida, Gentianales, Rubiaceae.
CCCACAGCUGUGCUCCCUUUUCCCUGCGCUAUUUAUAUAAACCUCAUUGUUCCUCAACUGGGGCACACUCCCCAAAUUAUAUUUUUCGAAAAAAUAACAAUAAAGAAAUCAGCAAUUGCAAAUAUACAUUACGGAAAUCUCACAAACUUUUAUCAUCAGCGGACUCCAACAAACCCUAGAUACCCCCCCUCCAGUUUCGUUAUUACGAUAGAUCAGCUUGACGGGACUUUCUCUCACUACAUUCAUUGGGUUUGAUUUUUUGAUUUUUUUUUUCUCUUCUCAGCAUUUUCGAUUUUUCUCUCUCUCUCUCUCUCUGGGUCUUUGUUCUUCUUCAGUUUGUCAUCUUGUGUUGUUGUUGAGUUGGUCAGAGUAAAAAAGCAUUGGACUCUUCUUUGAUUGCAUGAUCCUCACCGGAGAUGGCGUCUGCAUGUGUCAACAAGAUUGGGAUGUCGCCGGAGAAUUUUCUUGACUGUCCUCCGACCGCCGCUGCGGCGGCUUCCAAGUAUUCUUCUUUCGGGUGGUUGAGUAAUCCCAGAAUCUCAUUCAGCCGUGAAAUACCGGAUGAGGAGCCGGCUCCGCCACCGCCCUCAAAACCUUCUCUUCUUCCUAUUAGUCCUUCCACCGGGCUAGUAGCUAAGCAGCAACAGCAGAAGAAACCGGAGAAGAAGAACAAAAACAAUGCGGCUAACUCGGAGAGUAAGAAGGAAUUAUCAGAUCCGGGUUCACCCGGGAAUGAUUUCGUGGAUUUCGAGUUCCGGCUUGAAGAUCCGGUUAAUAUGCUCCCUGCCGACGAGCUUUUCUCCGACGGGAAGCUUGUACCAAUGCAGCUCCCCUCCGCGAUCCGCCAUUCAACAUCGUCAUCUGACACUGUUGCAGCUUCUCUCGAAGUCCAGUCCCCGCCGGACACGCCGAAGUUCCGUCACCGAGGGGAGAUCUCCAGCACCGAUCCGUAUUUAUUCUCACCCAAGGCACCCAGAUGUUCUAGCCGCUGGAAAGAGAUUUUGGGGUUAAAAAAGCUCUACCAAAAUAGUAACAAACAGCAGCAGCAGCAGCAAGAGGCUCACAAGACGACGUCGUCGACGUCAACUCACAGGUCGUCAUUCAAGCAUCUAUUGCAUAGGAAUUCGAAGUCGUCGUCUUUGCUGUCGUCAUCGUUGGAUUCGUCGUCGUCUUUGAGCCUCCCGUUGCUCCGUGACGGCGGCGGAAGCGGCGGAGAUAGCGAAUCUGUUUCUAUUUCAUCAUCGAGAUUGUCCCUCUCGUCUUCCUCUUCUGGGCACGAACACGACGAUCUCCCAAGACUCUCGCUGGACUCCGAUAGGCCCGCUUCCGCGUCGUCAUCACGCGCGUCACUUCACGUAAGUGGUGCCAACGUGAGCCUGCAUCGAUUGCGAGUGGCGAAAUCCCGGGCACUGUCAGCUGAAAAUGCAGCUCAGAUGCGAAUGGGGAGAAGCCCGAUCCGGAAGCCGGUUCCGGAACCCAGUAUCCGUGGAGUUUCGGUGGAUAGUCCGAGAAUGAAUUCAUCCGGGAAGAUUGUGUUCCACAGCUUGGAGAGGAGUUCAAGUAGUCCAAGCAGCUUCAACGGCGGGCCCAGAUAUAAAUACCGGGGAAUGGAGCGGUCUUAUUCCGCCAAUGUACGGGUUACACCGGUUCUCAACGUACCCGUUUGUUCUUCCCUGAGAAGCUCGUCGAAAUCCGGUGGCGGAGUAUUCGGAUUCCCCCUCUUUUCUUCCCCCUCGUCACAGCCUAGAAAAGAAAGCAACGGCGGCGGCGGUGGCGGAGGCGGAGUCAAGAGUCGGUCAGAUCGGAAUUAACCAUUUCCCUUGACAAAAUUAACUAGUACUUAAUUUGGUAACCUUUUUGGUUUUUUUUUUCCAAUGGCUUGUUAAUUACUUAAAUGUCGGUUUUACCCUUUUUUUAGCUCCACGAGUUCAGAAGGGCGGAGGAAUGAAGUAUGAAUUUCAUGACUUUUUUGUAAUUUCGAUGUGGAAGAGGCGAUUAACGAUUUAACAUCGGUGUUGUUUUGUAAGUUCGGGAAUUGGUUAAAGGUAGGCCAGAAAUGUCAAAGAGAUAAUGUACAUAGUGACCUUGGUUUUUGAUCUUUAAUUCUUCUUGUUUUUUUUCUCCUUUAUUAUGCUAAGAUUAUCAUCAAUCAAGUGUUUGGUGUAAUAUUAGUACAAAACAUGUAUCAACAAGACCUUGUUGAAAAAACCCAAUUGGAAAUGUGUACAAUUUUUUUAUAAUAUACCAAGUGUGGGGAAGUCGUUACCAUUUCAUUUCAUAUCCAGAGACA